CUGCCCCUGUCCUCCCUCGCUCCCUGCAGCCCGGCCCUCCUCACUUGCUCCCCACAGCCUGACCAUGAGCGCCCCGGCUGCCAGUCCGCUCUUCGCGCCCGGGGAGGACUGCAGCCCCGCGUGGCGCGCGGCCCCGGCGGCUUACGAUGCAUCCGAUACGCACCUGCAGAUCCUGGGCAAGCCGGUGAUGGAGCGCUGGGAGACCCCCUACAUGCAUGCCCUGGCGGCCGCCGCCUCCUGCAGAGGGGGCCGUGUUCUGGAGGUGGGCUUCGGGAUGGCCAUUGCAGCCAGCAGGGUGCAGCAGGCCUCCAUCGAGGAGCAUUGGAUAAUCGAAUGUAAUGAUGGGGUGUUCCAACGGCUACAGGACUGGGCUCCCCAGCAGCCACACAAGGUUGUCCCCUUGAAAGGUCUGUGGGAGGAGGUAGCGCCCUCACUGCCUGACUGUCACUUUGAUGGGAUACUGUAUGACACGUACCCACUGUCUGAGGAGACCUGGCACACCCACCAGUUCAACUUCAUUAAGAACCAUGCCUUCCGCUUACUGAAGUCUGGGGGUGUCCUCACUUACUGCAACCUCACUUCUUGGGGUGAGCUCAUGAAGUCUAAGUAUUCGGACAUCAUCACCAUGUUUGAGGAGACGCAGAUGCCUGCCCUACAAGAGGCAGGCUUCCGGAGGGAGAACAUCCGCACAGAGGUGAUGGUCCUGGUCCCGCCAGCUGACUGCCGUUACUAUGCCUUCCCUCAGAUGAUCACACCGCUGGUCACCAAGCACUGAGUGUCCCACCUCUGUGGGUCUCCCCAAGUGUGAUACCCUCACUCUGCCUGGCCCUGCUACCUGCCUGGCUCAAGGGUGAAAUAAAGGCUAAUGAGAGACCUGGUGGGUCGGCAAUGA
Nannospalax galili (Upper Galilee mountains blind mole rat) is the source of this 892-nucleotide messenger RNA. RefSeq names its product guanidinoacetate N-methyltransferase (gene Gamt). Gene Ontology annotation, cellular component: nucleus; cytoplasm. Gene Ontology annotation, molecular function: guanidinoacetate N-methyltransferase activity. The record is from RefSeq and is a predicted model, not a curated record. NCBI's taxonomy places the organism in Eukaryota, Metazoa, Chordata, Mammalia, Rodentia, Spalacidae. The coding region runs from base 65 to 775 and encodes 236 amino acids. Gene Ontology annotation, biological process: creatine biosynthetic process. The transcript has 6 exons.